UCGUUUUUUGAGGGGAGGGGUUAUUAUUGAUUUAAUAAUCUUUUAGCUCCUCUUUAGUUCCACUUUGCAAAUUGUAUUGGCAGACGAGUCAAACAAACUGGCGUCGAGGCACGCGAUUAGAUAGGCGAUGUUAAUGAGUUUAACAAGGGUGUUUAUGGGGGUUUGCGUCCACGAGGGACAACUUCAUGCCCUGACAGAAUAUAUAAACGGUGGCAGCUUAGAGCAGUUGAUCAUGUCUAGGCACACGCCUUUGCCCCAUCUAAUCAGGAUGAAUCUAGCGAAAGACGUAGCACGUGGCAUGACCUAUCUUCACAGCCGUGGACUCUUCCAUCGGGAUCUCACGUCCAAGAACGUUUUGAUCAAGAAGGACGAGAACACUUUUGAAAUGACCGCCGUGGUUGGAGAUUUCGGGUUGGCUGCAAAAAUUCCAGAUCCAAGCUCUGGAUACAGGUUGAGCACAGUAGGCAGUCCGUAUUGGAUGUCGCCCGAGUGUCUGAAGGGUCAAUGGUACGAUCAUAGAUCAGAUGUUUUCUCGUUCGGCAUAGUAGUUUGUGAGCUUAUCGGCCGUGUGCCCGCCGAUCCGGAUGUUCUACCACGGUCGGAUAAUUUUGGCCUCGAUUACCUAGCCGUGGCAGAGAUCUGUGCAGCAGCUGAUCCGCCGCCAGCCUUCCUACAGCUCGCCUUCAAUUGUUGUACUUAUGAACCAAAAUCAAGACCAACUUUCCCAGAAAUUACCUCCAGCUUGGAGACUAUGAUCACCAAUUAUGAGGAAUCUAAAAACAACAUAGGCAAGCGUCAAUCUGUGGAUCCUAAUCUCAUGUCCAGCAUGGACGAAAUUACGAGAGAAGGACGUUCCACUAAACGUAAGACUGCUCGUCUGCGGAGCCAAUCAGCUGAUGCAAAAGGUUGCGACAAUGCGACACCUUCGGACAAAGCGAGAUGUCACUCUGCAAGGAGGGUGGCGGAGUUGGCAAGCAGAAGGGAUCCACAUUACAGACCUAUGACGGCGAAUCCGUUCCACGCGUUGGGCGGUGUGAAGAAAAUUCUCGGUGACUUGUUCUCUAGUUGUCUGGAACUUCCAUCUCUGGAAGAUGUCAGACCAAGCGUCACCGAUGCUAUCACCAAAUUCAAACCUGCGCAGAAUGAUAGUAUCGCGAAGAUCUUGGACAGAAAGAAACCUAAUUCGGAACCUAGCAGUCCUACUGCCAGGAAAAAAUGGGAAAGAAAGGUGGCCACGAAGGUAGGCGCAGCCAGCUUGUUCAUGCAUCCGCUUUUCCGGGACGGAUGGGAGCCAAGAAGGCGCGGCAGCUGCGAAUCAGGUUUCUGGAGCUGCGUAGGUGAAGAUCUUAGUCCAGAGCCACCAAACCGUCGUCAUACCUCCACUCUAAGCAGUUCUGCUGCGAGCAGUCUUUUCUUAUUAGAUGAUCAUCGAACCAGUUCCAUUUACACUGACUCCUCCGAGGACAUAGCCAGCCUAGGUGGUGGUGAUUCCUGUUGGGAGGACAGAUUAAGCGGCAUAGGGUCUUCCAGUAAAACAAUCUCCAAGAUAGUCGAAUAUUUUGAGAAAAAACAAGCUGGUAGCUUGCGUUUAACCGAUUAUGAUGCCGGCUCCAGCAGAUUAACCUUGCUUAAGGCCAGCUUGGAGGGUCCUGUACCACUGUGCAACAUCUCAGCUGCGCAGAGAUUGGUCGUUUGCGAGGGUGCUGUGCGCAGCAAACUAUCCUUGUUUGACAAAAAGUGAUACACGUCAGUUGCACGUCGUAGAAUUCGUUCCUUAGGGUUUCUUGGUUCUCUCUGCCGAUAUCUGUGGACCGUAUGAAACACAGGUGUCUAUAAGAAGAAGCGCUUCGACGAUUGUGAAAUUGUUGAAGAGUGGCGGCUCAUAUCGAUGCGACGAAAAUAUUGGAGAAAAGUAACGAUCAGAGGAGGAAGUAAGAGAUCUAACGAUCGGGUCGCAUGCGAAAGAAAAGUAAGGGGAAUCGGAUGAAACGAUUAUAUUUCCAUUGGACUUUGAAAUGGUUUAAAGAGGUUUGAACAGGGUCAGUAUUAACUACUUAAAUUCGAGUUAUCCGGUUUUUCAAGUCCAAUGGAAAUACAAUCAAUUAUUGAAGUUCAGCGGACGCUUCUCUAAAAAAAA
Messenger RNA from Apis florea (little honeybee), 2137 nucleotides. RefSeq names its product serine/threonine kinase (gene cdi). The record is from RefSeq and is a predicted model, not a curated record. Gene Ontology annotation, molecular function: ATP binding; protein serine/threonine kinase activity. Lineage: Eukaryota; Metazoa; Arthropoda; Insecta; Hymenoptera; Apidae. Gene Ontology annotation, cellular component: cytoplasm; nucleus. Gene Ontology annotation, biological process: protein phosphorylation; actin cytoskeleton organization.